Molecule: messenger RNA, 846 nt
Organism: Labeo rohita (rohu)
Lineage: Eukaryota; Metazoa; Chordata; Actinopteri; Cypriniformes; Cyprinidae
Gene: rhoaa
Product: ras homolog gene family, member Aa
Exons: 5
Coding region: 87-668 (193 amino acids)
Biological process (GO): small GTPase-mediated signal transduction
Molecular function (GO): GTP binding; GTPase activity
Source: RefSeq, a predicted model, not a curated record
UCAGCGGCGUGGCACUGUCUGCGGGGCGGGGCCUUGGGGUCGUACAGGAAAAGAUAAAGAAAGCGAGGACAUCUGAAACAAAAACGAUGGCUGCAAUUCGUAAGAAGCUUGUAAUCGUUGGGGAUGGAGCAUGUGGAAAGACAUGUUUACUCAUCGUUUUCAGUAAAGACCAGUUUCCUGAGGUCUACGUACCCACAGUGUUCGAGAACUAUGUUGCUGAUAUUGAGGUGGACAGCAAACAGGUGGAACUGGCUCUAUGGGAUACAGCUGGACAAGAGGACUACGACAGGCUGAGGCCCUUGUCCUACCCAGACACUGAUGUCAUCCUCAUGUGCUUUUCCAUAGACAGCCCUGACAGUUUGGAGAAUAUUCCAGAAAAAUGGACGCCGGAGGUAAAACAUUUCUGUCCGAAUGUUCCAAUAAUUCUGGUGGGUAAUAAAAAAGAUUUACGGAAUGAUGAUCACACUCGACGGGAGCUGCAGAAGAUGAAACAGGAACCAGUUAAACCAGAAGAAGGGCGAGACAUGGCAAAUCGCAUCAAUGCCUUCGGCUACCUUGAGUGUUCGGCUAAAACUAAGGAGGGCGUGAGGGAAGUGUUCGAAAUGGCCACAAGAGCGGCGCUCCAAGCCAAAAAACGUGGCAAGAAGAAUCCCUGCACCUUGCUAUAGAGAACGUGAGAGGAAAAAGAAAAGAACGAGGGAGGGAAAGGGGUAACCAAACUAGGCCAAGGAAAAUGAAAGAGCUAUAAAAGUUCGCAAAUAGAGGGAAGAAACGCCCCUAGUGUUAAUUAUGUACUCGGGGGUCAGGGAGGGUCAUUUUCAAUCCAGGCCAAAGGAAACUACAGAA